Bipolaris sorokiniana ND90Pr is the source of this 3618-nucleotide messenger RNA. RefSeq lists its product as uncharacterized. Gene Ontology annotation, biological process: mRNA processing; intrinsic apoptotic signaling pathway in response to endoplasmic reticulum stress; IRE1-mediated unfolded protein response. The record is from RefSeq and is a predicted model, not a curated record. Gene Ontology annotation, molecular function: ATP binding; protein serine/threonine kinase activity; RNA endonuclease activity. Gene Ontology annotation, cellular component: IRE1-TRAF2-ASK1 complex. Bases 1 to 3618 code for a protein of 1205 amino acids. The transcript has 2 exons. NCBI's taxonomy places the organism in Eukaryota, Fungi, Ascomycota, Dothideomycetes, Pleosporales, Pleosporaceae.
AUGCCGCGUCCGCGCCGGCCGCCUGGUGCUGGCUCGGCGCUCACCACCCUCGCCCUCCUGCUCCUCGCCGGACUUGUGGCCGCUCAGCAGCAGCAACCACAACAACCACAACACCAACAACCACUACCACUGCCUCCUCCACGCCUCGGACAUCACAUCCCCAGCGGAGCCCCUCGCCCCGCUCUCCAUGUAGAACACGCUCCCAUCAUCAACCCCAAGCCCAACCACAAACACGCAAAUCCCGUCCACAAGGACGCGGUAGUUGAUGCUCCGCGUCGGAGACCUCACUCAUCCCUUCACAGCCAGAAUGUGCGCGCCCUAGCAACCAGAGUUCCUUCUGCUCCAGCCAUCAGUGCUGUCAGAGCCGAUCCCGCCAGAUAUGCAGCCUCGGGGGGCCUUGUCCCCGGUGCGCGCUCUCUGCAGGAUUGGGAAGUUGAGGACUUUGUUCUCUUGGCGACCGUCGACGGCCACAUACACGCACGCGACCGAUACAAUGGCGAGGAGAUCUGGGAGUUGAGCGGGAGGCCCAUGUUGGAAACCAUCUACAACUCAUCGGGCGGCAGUGUCGACCCUCAGGACCAGCCUUUUGUGUGGAUCGUGGAGCCGCGAGAAGAUGGAGCCCUUUACCUCCUCUCCCCAGGGCCCUAUCCCCAUCUCCAACACCUGGGCGUCACGGUCAAGCAAUUGGCCGAAAACGCACCUUAUUCGAGCGAUGAUCCGGAACUUCCGGUCGUGUAUAACGUCGAGAAGAAGACAUUUAUGCUGCUUGUAGAUGCAGCCUCUGGUAUAGUCAAGCAGAGCUUCAGUCCUGGCGGAACCUUUCCCCACGACGACAGUUGUGCCCCAGAAUCGAGAAACUACUUUAGCGCGCGAGAACGUGACUGCCGCGGGGUCAUCGACAUUGGUCAGACGCAGUACACCAUCACCAUCCACAACAAAAAGACCAACGAGCACAUUUGCACGCUCAAAUACGCAGAGUGGAAUCCCAACAGUCGUGACAGAGAUUUGCAGUCACAGUACGACCAGACGUUGGACAAGCAGUAUAUCUAUACCACAUACAACGGCGAAGUCAUUGCCUUUGACUACAAGCGUCCAAGAUCACACCAGCGCCCUCUAUACAGACAGCGUCUGCCCUUUCCAGUUGCACGCGUCUUUGAUGUUGCCCGUCCUUCAAACGACCAAUCCUCUGACCCACCUUUGGUCCUUCUUCCCCAGCCUGCGGGGCCUGUAUUUUCAGAGGACAAGGCCAAUCACGUCCUCCUCAACACAACCGACUCGGGAGCGUGGUAUGCACUGUCAGAAGUCAACUACCCUGCCGUGACAGAUGGUGCUCCAGACGCAAGCUGCUACAAGCAGAAUCAGGCUGCAUACGAUUGGGAUGCGGCAUACGCCUUGCCAGACAAGAAGAGCCUCAUUGGUGUCCACAGGCUCGACUACAAGGUUCCUGACUUGCCAACUCAGCUGCUGGGUAUUCCUGCACCAACUUUCUACGACUCUGUGAAUGAUCAGGUCAUCUCCAACCCACCAGAAACUUCCCCAAGAGAGCAUCACCAGCCACCAAGCAUUGAUGCACCACCGCAGGCUGAAGUCGUCGCGCGCUCAGUCAAUGUCUACAUAUACAUUGUACUUGCAAUCUGCCUAUUUGGCGGUGUUGGGGCUUCUAUCAAGCCUACAAUGGUUGAGUCCUGCCUGAGUUACCUCAAGCAGAUAGUUCAUGCAGGCAACAACACCAAACAGCCUCUUCCGCCAUUUCACGCUUCCCCAGAGCCUGAGGUCAAGCUGGGCCAAGAAAAGCUUUUGGUUGUUCCACAUGCAGAUGAUCCUGUUCCAGAGAAGCCAGUUGUUGAGGCCGCUGAGAAAGACCCAAACGAGCUACCUGCAUCGGAGGAGCUCAAGGAGAAGAAGGUCACCUUUGCCGUACCAAGUGAUGAAGAGGAAGAUCUUGCACCCCUCUCCAGGACUACGACUGUUGAACAAGCCUCUCCAACCUCGGACGAAGCUGCUUCGCCAGAGGUGAAGCUCAAUGGCGAUGCCGAAGCAAUGGCGAACAGCACCGAAGACGUCUCACAAGACCCCACGGCUGCACCGGCUACACCGAAGAAGAAGAAGACACACCGGGGUAGAAGGGGCGGCCGUAAGCUGAGUAAGAAUCAGCAAAAGGAGGAAGAUGAGGUCAACCGGAUUGUGAACGCAGCCAAACAGCUCGAAGUCGGCCCUCGCCUGCACCCAGACGAACUCACCGUGAGCGGGGGUGACGUGCAAAACAUCUCUGAGAUCAAACGCAUCGGCAAGCUUACCAUUGACCAAGAUCGACUAUUGGGCAAUGGAAGUGGUGGCACAUUCGUCUUUGAAGGAAAAUGGAAGGAAGUCAAGGUCGCCGUCAAGCGCAUGUUGCCUCAAUACUUUGGGCUUGCAGAACAAGAGGUCAAGCUUCUACAGAACAGCGACCCCCACCCGAACGUCAUCCGCUACUUUGAUGAUGAACGCGAUGAAAACUUUCUCUACAUCGCCGUCGAACUCUGCCAGGCUAGUCUCUUCGAUCUGUACAAGGAUGGGCGGCCUGGGGAGGAGCUCAGCGAGGAACAUCAGCGUCUGGUCAACAAGAUUAGUAAGAAGGCUUCGUCCUGCCUGUACCAGCUCGCUGCCGGAUUGAACCACCUGCACCAUCUCCGCAUCAUUCAUCGCGACAUCAAGCCUCAAAACAUUCUCGUUGCACAGCCUCUGAUCACCUCCAAGGAUGACGUGCGGCUGGUGAUUUCUGACUUUGGGCUCUGUAAGACUCUGCCCGACAACGUUAGUACUCUUGUCGGUACAACUGGCAACGCAGGUACUGUCGGCUGGAAAGCACCUGAGCUCAUUUCGCAGCCCAAGGAGCUGGUCAAUGGAAGUUCUCAGGGCUUUUCCCGCGACUCAUCUAGCUCGACGGAUCCAGUCGCACAGGGCGUGAAGCGGGCUGUGGACAUCUUCUCUCUGGGCUGUGUCUUCUACUACGUACUUACCGGUGGCUGCCACCCAUUUGAUGACGAAGAAGGCUGGAUGCAGAUCCGCGAGUACAACAUCAAGAAGGAAAAGUCCAACCUCGACCGUCUGCUUCUUGGUGCCGACUCUGUGGAGCCACAUCACCUCAUCCAAUGGAUGCUUCGGCCACGUCCUGAAUCCCGUCCAACUGCUCUCCAGGUCAUGAACCAUCCCUUCUUCUGGGACGAUCAGAAGCGACUUGACUUCCUGUGUGACUGUUCUGAUCAUUGGGAGCGAGAACCUCGUGACCCUCCGUCGGAGCACCUCUUGCAGCUUGAAGAAUACGCUCAGGAUGUCCUUGACCAUCGUCGCAACUUCCUAGCCAAGCUGGAUCCAGGCUUUGUCAAUUCGCUGGGUAAGCAACGCAAGUACACAGGCGAUCGUAUGCUCGACUUGUUGCGAGCGUUGCGUAACAAGAAGAACCACUACGAGGAUAUGGAAGAUUCGAUCAAGGCCAAGGUUGGGCCGCUGCCGAGUGGAUAUCUGAAAUACUGGACCGUCAAGUUCCCCCAGUUGCUCAUGAGCUGCUAUGAAGCGGUGUUGGCGUGUGAUUUGGAGAAUGAGCCUCGAUUCAAGAAGUAUUUUGAGGGUGCCAAGUAG